Messenger RNA from Lingula anatina, 2864 nucleotides. Its product is annotated as serine/threonine-protein phosphatase 4 regulatory subunit 1. The record is from RefSeq and is a predicted model, not a curated record. Lineage: Eukaryota; Metazoa; Brachiopoda; Lingulata; Lingulida; Lingulidae. Gene Ontology annotation, biological process: protein dephosphorylation. Gene Ontology annotation, cellular component: cytoplasm. Gene Ontology annotation, molecular function: protein phosphatase regulator activity.
AAAAUUCCAUUACCUUUGUGAAGAUGGAGUGUGGAAUGUCCGGAAAGCAUGUGCAGAGUGUUUCACGGCCGUUUCGUGUGCGUGCUCACAAGAAUGUCGCAAGAAAGAACUAGCUGGGCUGUUCAUUAACUUAUUAUGUGAUCAAUCUAGAUGGGUGCGUAUGGCAGCUUUCCAGGCUCUAGGUCCCUUCAUCUCCACUUUUGCUGAUCCCAGCAUCACUGGGCUCUACUUCAAUGAAGAUGGUGUCUUAUCGGUCGGACAGGUGGCGCCACAGAAAAACAACACCAUAUCUCCAACAACAGAAGAGGCAAACAACAACAAAAGUGAUGGAGAGAAGAAGGGAGAAGAAGGAAAUCCAGAGGGGACCAAAGAGGGUGACAAAGAGCAGGAGGUGAAGACUCCUGAAAUUCCAAACAACACAAUUCAGCAUCAAGAACAACAAAUAGGCAGUAACAGUAAUAAUGCAAGGACUAGUACAAAUGACACCGACAGCGUUCAGGAUUCUAGGCAGGUGACAGAAUCGGUGUCUGAUAAGAGUGGUUCCACGGCUGAAGAAGCUAUUGACAAUAGUCAGAAUGAUAUUUUAUCUAUAGAAGAUUACAUAAAUAACCUUGCUAUGGAAAUUGAGGCGAGUAGUUUAAGUGAAGAGAACGGCAGUGGAGAUGGUAUCGAUAAGCAUAAUGACGUGCUUUCCGUCGAAGAAAAGCGUGCCGAAAAGUGGAAGCAGUCUCAUCCCAGUGUGCCUCAGUCAUCAGAUCCCGAUUCCGAUGACGUCAUUAACGCCUGUGAUACACCAAGCGAACAAGGUUUUCAGAGUCAGGAAUCAACCACCAGUGCCUCAGGGGCAACGCACAUUCAUUUGGACAAUAUGGCCGCCUUCUCCAGUUUUAAUUACUGGCGGACGCCUUUACCCCAGUUAGAUUUACACUUGGAUAUUGUUGAAGGUAAAGCUACAAAUAUUCACGUGACGGCAAAAGUGGUGGACCCAGUCCAGCAUAAAGUGUUCUCCUCAAAAAUGGACGUUGAGGUUGAUAGCUCGCCAACGCCCUCUUCUUCUGGAGACGGAGACUUGGAGCUCUCUGACGAAGGUGAGGUGAAAAUCCAUACUGCGAGUGUUAACUUGGUGAGUGCCGAGGAACCAGAGGAAACCGACUAUAUCGGCAGCAUGCACGUGAUUGGUCAGAAUUUGAACGAGUCCACGAUGGCUGUGAUCAAUGGUGUGGUGCAAGAUGUGAAUUCGCCCAGUGGUAUGUAUGGAGGCGAGGGUGGGGUGCCCUCAUUUACUCACACGUUCUCGGGGAUGGAAAUGGCCCACAGGGGGUCGACCAGCUCUACAGGGAAUACCAUUACCAAACUGCAGGACGUGAUCCCCCAGAUUCUGCUGGAUAACUACCUUAGCAUGACUGAUGCUGCCCAGGCCCAGACUGUGGAUUCUGAAAUAGCACGGCAUUGUGCAUACAGCUUCCCGGCUGUGGCUUACACACUAGGCAGAGAACACUGGCCCUGUCUCAAGGAUUUGUAUGACCAACUGUCACAGAAUAUUCAGUGGAAAGUGCGCCGCACGCUAGCAUUUUCCAUACACGAGCUGGCGACCAUCAUGGGGCCUGAAGUGACGGAGAAGGACCUGGUGCCCGUGUUUGAUGGCUUCCUGAAGGACUUGGACGAGGUGCGAGUAGGAGUGCUGACACACCUGGCAGACUUCCUCAAGUUGCUGAACCCUAGUACCAGGUCCAUGUAUCUCCCCAAGGUGGCCGAGUUCCUGACCACAGACAACUCUAGAAACUGGAGGUUCAGAGAAGAGUUGGGACAACAACUAGUCUCACUGUGUGAGUUGUUCUCCUGUGAUGAGUUGAGCCGGCAUAUUUUGCCCAUUGCUCUCACUCUGGCGGAAGACAGGGUGGCAGAGGUCCGCAGCAUAGCACUCAAAGAUUUGGCUGUGAUUUUGAGGUGUUUUAACGAGAGUGGCGAGGAGAAUGUGUCCCAGAGUUUCUUAGCCACUGCCUUAGACAAGUUUGCUCACAGUGACAAAUGGUACAGGAGACAGACCUAUGCACAUUUGUGUUACCACAUUCUCCAAGAAAACUCCUGCUCUGCUGAACAGUUUGCCAUCAGCUGGAUGCCAGCACUUCUUAGCCUAGCAAAGGAUCCAAUUCCUAAUGUUCGUCUGGCAUUGGGAAAAGCACUGUCGCAGUUUGUGAUACCUCUUACUGGAGGCGUAGGAAUCAUUCACCACAAUUGCACUCCAGAAUUUCAGGCAAAUGAAGUUAGACUAGUGAAGAAAUACAAGCAGGGAUUUAUAGUAGACCCAGUAGUGAUGGGCCCAGACAACACAGUGGCUGAUGUGUGGAAAGAGAAGGAAAAAUAUGGCUUCUCUGGCUUCCCUAUUACAGAAAACGGCAGAAUGGGUGGGCGGCUGGUAGGACUGGUGACACAGAGAGAUAUUGACUUCCUCCCCCCAGAAAAGUAUGACAGACCUGUUAAAGAGGUCAUGACCUCCCUAGAGAACCUGGUGACAGCCACAGCGGGGGUCACUUUGUCAGAGGCCAACAAAAUACUGCAAGAAAGCAGAAAAGGCAAGCUCCCCAUUGUAAAUGAGAAUGGUGAACUGGUUGCUCUGAUGGCCAGGACAGAUUUAAAAAAGAGGAGAGAAUUCCCUGUAGCAUCCAUGGAUGACAAAAAGCAGUUGUUGGUCGGUGCAGCUAUCAGUACUCAUGAAGAGGACAGGACACGACUGGACCUCCUUGUCCAGGCUGGAGUUGACGUAGUUGUGCUGGAUUCUUCACAGGGCAACUCCAUAUUCCAGAUCAACAUGAUAAGAUACAUAAAAGGCAACUAUCCAGAGCUACAGAUCAUUGGAGGAAAUG